AGUGCAGGAGUGGGUGUGCGCCAAGACCCUGUCACGUGACCCACUGUCUACAUGCGUCUAUAAAUUCACCUCCAUGUCGUAGGCUUGUCCUUUCCUAACGAAGGUGCUGUGUCUAAUCUACAGAGGAUCUGCAACUUCUACCAGCAAUAUGUCAAAAGACCAGGCUUUUGUGACAUUGGCCACCAAUGACAACUAUGCCAGGGGAGCCAUGGUCCUGGGCAAGUCCCUGAGGAACCACCAGACAACCAGGAGGCUGGUGGUGAUGAUCGGCCCCCACGUCUCUGAUCCCUGCAAGGGAGUGCUUCUCAAGAUCUUCGACGAGGUACUGUUGGUGGAUGUGUUGGACAGCGGAGACUCAGCUAACCUGGACCUGAUGAAGAGACCUGACCUGGGAGUCACCUUCACCAAGCUACACUGCUGGACCCUUACACAAUACUCCAAAUGUGUCUUCAUGGAUGCAGACACACUGGUGGUACAGAACAUAGAUGAGUUGUUUGACAGAGAGGAGCUGUCUGCGGCCCCGGAUCCCGGCUGGCCAGACUGUUUCAACUCCGGCGUGUUCGUGUUCCGACCCUCCAACGAGACGUACAGCAAACUGCUCCAGUACUGCGCAGAACAUGGCAGCUUCGAUGGUGGAGACCAGGGGGUCUUGAAUGGCUUCUUCAGUAACUGGGCAACAGCAGAUAUCUCAAAACACCUCCCCUUCAUCUACAACCUCAGCAGCAUAGCAAUCUACACUUACCUUCCAGCAUUCAAACAAUACGGUGCCAACGCCAAGGUGGUCCACUUCCUGGGUCAGACCAAGCCAUGGAGCUACACGUAUGACCCCAAGACCAAGAGGGUCAGCGGGGAGGAGACUUCCACACACCCCAGCUUCCUCCUGGACUGGUGGUUCCUCUACUCUUCUUCUGUGGUGCCCAUGAUGGUGGAGGGAUACGGAGACCAGCCCUUCCACUCUGGCUGUGUGGAAGUCAGUCUAGAAGGAAGCAGCACGCGUUUCCUCCCUCAGUGUAGCAGCACGUCCCAGGAGCCCCAUCACACCGAGCCAUACGUGCCACCCGAGACCUCUGAGGAACGCAAGCAGAAAUGGGAGCAGGGCCAGGCGGACUACAUGGGAAUGGAUUCGUUUGACAAUAUCCAGAAAAAGCUUGAUGCUUUUCUCAAAUAAACGUCGACAAGGGAUCACUUAGUUUGACAGAUUGAUUUAGUAAACCCCCCCCCCCAACUCUCGAUCUCACCAAUAGUUGGUUCUCUAGUGAACCACUACCCACACCAGCUCUAAGGAUUACAGCACGUUGUUUAACAAUGUGAAACAUUCUGACAUCGUUGGCAGAGCGCAUACACUAUGCAAUACUUAGUAUGUUUAGGCUGUCACAUACUGUAAAGAUGCCCACACUGUGAAGCACCAUUUUUUUGAUGUGCAUGAUUUAAAAAAUGUUUUGAAAUUGCUGUAUUUGUGAAGAGAAUAAAAUAUGGCCUUGUCAGAUA
Messenger RNA from Oncorhynchus keta (chum salmon), 1488 nucleotides. RefSeq names its product glycogenin 1b (gene gyg1b). The record is from RefSeq and is a predicted model, not a curated record. Gene Ontology annotation, cellular component: cytoplasm. Bases 149 to 1168 code for a protein of 339 amino acids. Gene Ontology annotation, molecular function: glycosyltransferase activity. The transcript is spliced from 7 exons. Lineage: Eukaryota; Metazoa; Chordata; Actinopteri; Salmoniformes; Salmonidae.